CCUAGGCGCUGCAAGCGAUCAAUUCAUCUCUCCAUCUUCUGUGAAGAGGGGAGAAAAAGAGUAGGAUCUAAUUCCCAGCGGGAGGAUCCUUCUUUUCUUUCGGAUUUUUCAUCAAAAAAAUGGAAAUGCAAAUAGUACCAAUUGUGAUGGAAGAAAUACAUAUGUAGGUUGGUACAAUGGGAGGUAUCACCAUAUUCAGGAUUCAAAGGGAUACCCUUCUAGUCUGGCUUUUUUCGAUUGUUCCUGAUCCGAAUAGACAUUUUUUUUUACGAAACGCAAUGAACUUAAAAGAGUACUUUUCAGAUUAAACCUACCCUUUCUUCUAGCUCCGGCCCCGAAGCAAGGGCGAAUUUUUAUUCCUUACUGAGUGAUUUCAGUUCCUCCUGGGUCUCUACUUCACUCCCCAGCCGUCCCGCUUUCUUUAGCAGCCUUAACUUUCCAGCCUUGGCUUGUUCGCAGUAAGGGGCAAUCCCCUAUGAGAUGGAGGCUAGUGUUAGAGCGAGGGACUGCUUUUGUGCUUGUAUCACCAUGGGCCUACCCAUUAGCGCUAUCCAAGUGAGAGUCAAAGUGGAGUGUAUACGAGUAUGCCUAUAUCUCUGUCUAGGAGUCGAAGCAGUCGAUUACUUAUGUCUCUUUGAAUCGUCUCAUCCAUGGCGAGUGCUAUCAUAUAAGAAAUAAGGGGACGGCUGCAUUUAGAAGCGUUCUUUUCAUUCAACUAUUGUUAUCAAUCAUAAGAGAAGAAAGAAGAGUCUCUUUCUUCAAAGAAUCCCGCGCCCUUCUUGGUUGGAAAAAACCAACUAGCAAUAUCCUACAAGUCUUUUUUCAUUUUUCGAUAUAAGUGAAAAGAGUAGAGACGAAAAAAGAAAAGCCAACUCAUGUUUCCCCUCCAUUUUCAUUACGAAGAUGUUUCACGUCAAGAUCCGUUGCUCAAACCGAAUCACGCCAACGUUAUGGACGUUCCUGGAUUGUGUGAAAUAAGAGUAGUACCAAAGGCAGCACCCUCUGAUUUCAUAAUCAAAAAUGGAAAAUUGGCUAUGGAGAUUCCGUGCGGUCAGAAAUUGAUACGGACACACAGGGGUUCGGUAGGAAAGUCGUUUCGAUCCAAUCCAUUCUUGGGGUCAAAUAAAGACAAAGGAUAUGUCAAUGACCUAGCACGACAAAGCACUCUCCGAGGACCUGGAAUGUUUCAUUUUUUGGUCAGAAUCUCGACAGUAAUGUCUCUCUUAGAUUCUCUGGUGGAAAUACGGGAAAACUCCAUUCAAUUCUCGAUGGAAACGGAGUUUUGCGAAUUCUCCCCGGAACUAGAAGAUCAUUUUGAGAUCUUCGAACAUAUUCGAGGGUUCAAUGUAACUAUUGUCACUUCAGCCAACACACAAGAUGAGACUUUACUACCGUGGAGCGGCUUUUUGCAAAAAGAUGAGGGAGAAACUCAGUAAGAUGUCGGAAAAUCGAAAUGAGGAAAGACAAUAAAGUGCUUUGUUUCGUUGGAAAAAUCAACGCAAAUACAAAUCUCAAAUUGACUUUCUAAAACCUACUUCUAUAGAUAGAAAAGGUUGGAAAGAGUUACUUUUAGAAUUCCCUCCCUUUAUACUUUUCUA
Amaranthus tricolor (Joseph's coat) is the source of this 1598-nucleotide messenger RNA. RefSeq names its product 60S ribosomal protein L5, mitochondrial-like. Gene Ontology annotation, molecular function: RNA binding; structural constituent of ribosome. Gene Ontology annotation, biological process: translation. The coding region runs from base 876 to 1436 and encodes 186 amino acids. The transcript has a single exon. The record is from RefSeq and is a predicted model, not a curated record. Gene Ontology annotation, cellular component: ribosome; cytosolic large ribosomal subunit. Lineage: Eukaryota; Viridiplantae; Streptophyta; Magnoliopsida; Caryophyllales; Amaranthaceae.